UGGCACAUUCCGCAUUGAUGCACUGGAACCUCACUCAUAUGCGCCGGACUUCUAGCAACCUGGAUCACCACAACAUUCAUUUACGCGACGGCCAAUUUCCAACCGGAUCGCGUUAACUACUCCGUUUUGCAAACUUCGGCAGCUUUCUGCUGCGAGGAACCAUGGCUGGGAUGAUGGUAGCUCCCUCUUUGGAAGCUCGUCAUGAUGAAGAAUAUUCAGCUGAAGCCGGACGCCAAAGUUUAAGACAACUUCGAAUCCAAAAAUCAUCCUCUCAACUUCUCCAAUCUUCUGCUGUAUCUGUCACGAGAAUCACAAGCCCUACAAAUAAAACAUUCGAAACCGAAGAAUGUUGGCUUUUCGGUGAAUUCAUCAGCACGAAUUACGGAAAUGCUGAUGCUCAUGACCUGCCUAAAAUUCAAAAGCGCAGGUGCCAGAUCGUGCAAUAUAGACAACAUAGCUCCUCGGAGAGUUUAUGUGGAUCAUCGGAGGUUGCGAAGCCUAUAAAGAUUGACCGACCGGCAAAGCCAAGGUUGAUUACGAUCCCGAAAUCCACAUCCUGUCUUGCUGUUCCAUGUGGCAAAUCUGAAGCGGAUGCAUUUGCCCAAUCGAUUCCCGCGUCUAAAAAACUUCCAUCUGCAUUCAGCUGCUUGAACCUCUCACCGCACACCGAACGGCCUCCCGGGUCUGGCGAUGAUAGUGGCUGCGCAGGCCAAGGAUCUUACAACUCUACUGGUGAUACAUCCCGACUAUCCCUGAGUGACCCGCCGGUAGAUAGCUCAUCAGGAUUACUACGCCGUAUUAGCUUUAAGAAACAGAUUCCGCGAUGGAUACAGAAAAAUUCCCCGUUACACAAGAGUGGUUCCACGGCGAGCCGAAACAAAGACACAACUCACAAGAGAGCCCUGAAGACAGCAUCCUGGAGUGCGGGCUAUGCGCUUGAUCACCUCGAGACAUUGUUAAUGCAAACUCCCCUGCCAGUCUUGGAUCUCUCAUCCCCAGUCAUUACAUCCAUGCGCUCAACGUCAGAAAAAGCCCUCCUAACCCCAUUUAAAGAAAUUUUUCCGGGGGCACCAAUUGAGAAGCUCAGCUCUCUAUGCGCUGUUUUCGUCGCUCAAAUAUACCUUGCUUCGCUAGAGGCAUGUCAGAAUAAUACAAAUGGCAACCAGACCAUUAUUGGAAGUGUCGUGGACGGUAUCUCUGGCAAAGCAAGGGCAAGAUUAGGGCUUCCUCCAUCGAAGACUUCGCAGGUGCGCGUCCAAGAACGCCCUUCGCAUCCGAGAUAUGCGAAUAUCCAUGACCGUCUUAAUGAAAUUGCGGAUGCGCUCCUGGUCGAUUUAUGUGGGACUUCCGAUUCUGGCCUGAAGAGGGCGCUUAUGUCCCUUGUUCAACUAUUUGAGAGCAACAAAAAGCUUGGACUCAUGUAGGCCAUGAAUUUUUAGCGUCUUUUGGGGCAUUGCGGGGCAUUGCGGGGGUACCUUGUUUCGAGCUACUGCUAUUUUGUUUUGUAUUAUUACAUAUCUGAUUUUAAGUUAGGUUUAAUCCUGGGUAUCAAGUACUUUUAAUAUAAGUUACCAAAGCUUGUUUUGUUUGGU
Molecule: messenger RNA, 1592 nt
Organism: Histoplasma capsulatum G186AR
Lineage: Eukaryota; Fungi; Ascomycota; Eurotiomycetes; Onygenales; Ajellomycetaceae
Exons: 3
Coding region: 162-1424 (420 amino acids)
Source: RefSeq, a predicted model, not a curated record